Molecule: messenger RNA, 989 nt
Organism: Soboliphyme baturini
Lineage: Eukaryota; Metazoa; Nematoda; Enoplea; Dioctophymatida; Soboliphymatidae
Source: the annotation of a GenBank genome assembly
AUGCAGCCGUUCUACUGCCCCCUGGACGAUGGAAAAGCAAUGUGUAUCCGACCGGAUAUAAUGGAGACGGAUGAGAUAUUGGAAUUCCCGGAAUAUUCAAAGGAACAGUCGAUUUACCUCGGCAUAAGAAAUACGAUCAUUGCUCUAUGGAACAUCAACCCUAAUGAGUGGCUAACUCCAAAACGCUGUGAACGCUUUUUGAUUUGCCGCGGUUUGGUUCGCGUUUUGGUGGUGCGUGAGGCGCAGCGCAUCCUCACAUUCCUUACGCACAAAGGUGUGGUCAACUACGGAAUCCUGCACAUCCCUCCGCACUGUCGAAUGCGUCGCUUUGAGACGCUCCGAGUGGCGGUAGUCGGCGCUGGCGUUUCCGGACUUUCUGCUGCGCAGCACCUACAGAACCUUGGCGCCGAGGUGACGGUUCUUGAGGCGAAGGAUGUGAUUGGCGGCCGAAUAUGCGACGAUUUCAGUUUAGGAGUGGCGUUCGGUUUAGGCGGUCAGCUGAUCACCGGAGUGAUCAACAAUCCGUUCUGCGUCAUGUGCAUUCAGGCUGGAAUCCCGUUUCGGACGCUGAACGACGAAUGCCCCCUGUUGGACGAAACGGACGGUGAAAUUGUGCCGACCCUGAUCGACAAACGCAUAGAUUUUCAUUUCAACGCUAUGCUGGACGCCGUCGAGUACUGGCGCAAUAAAUCGACCGAUGACAUUGCGCUGGAAACUGCUUUGACAACCAUGCACCGACUGUUCCUGAAGCAGAGCGGUGUGAUGCUUUCGGCGGCAGAGCAGAGACUACUGAACUUCCAUUUGAGUAACCUUGAAUAUUCUUGCGGGUCACCGUUAAGGCAAGUUUCGGCCAUGCACUGGGACCAGAACGAAAAGUUUGCUCAGUUCGCAGGAAAACAUGCAUUGCUGCCUGACGGCUGUUCGAUCAUUGUGGACAAGCUGUCUUGCGGCAUCAACGUUAUUAAAAGCUGUGCGGUAAACUUCUGAAG